Messenger RNA from Brettanomyces nanus, 2178 nucleotides. RefSeq lists its product as uncharacterized. The record is from RefSeq and is a predicted model, not a curated record. Gene Ontology annotation, biological process: ubiquitin recycling; proteasome-mediated ubiquitin-dependent protein catabolic process. Gene Ontology annotation, molecular function: ubiquitin binding. The coding region runs from base 1 to 2178 and encodes 725 amino acids. NCBI's taxonomy places the organism in Eukaryota, Fungi, Ascomycota, Pichiomycetes, Pichiales, Pichiaceae. Gene Ontology annotation, cellular component: nucleus; cytoplasm. The transcript has a single exon.
AUGACGGCAUUUCAGCUUUCCGCCACAUUAUCUGGUCAUGAGGAUGACGUUAAAUGCCUUAUAGCACCUACUGACGACUUUCUUGUUUCUGGAUCGAGAGAUUCCACGAUUAGAGUAUGGUAUAGAAGCUCAUUGAAGAGCAGAGAAUUUAAUGCCUCUAUCAUCAAUCAUAAAACUUCCAGUUUUGUUAAUAGCUUGGCCUAUUAUGACGAUGGAAAGGAGCAAUUGAUUGUGAGUGGAGGAAGUGAUAAUCUUAUCAAUAUGACCAGCUUGGCUGCCACAGUGGAUGUUAACGAGCCUCAAUAUUGCUUUGUAGGACAUGCUGCCAACAUAUGCACACUCGAUGCACUAGGUGAUUUGAUUCUCAGCGGCUCGUGGGAUUCUACCGCAAAAGCAUGGAAUAGAACAGGGGAUGUGGUGUACAACCUCCGGGGACAUCAGGGUUCUGUUUUGGGGGUUAAGUUUUUUAAGGGAAAGGACAAGAUUAUUACAUGCGGUGCUGAUAAGACCAUUAAGGUGUGGAACAAGGGUCAAUUGGUUAAAUCCAUUGUUGCACAUGAAGAUGCAGUGCGUGAUUUAGUUGUUCUUGGCAACGGCGAUUUUGCAUCGUGCUCUAAUGACGGCAUCAUCAAAAUCUGGGAUGGUGAUAGUUUUGAAUUAAAACAGACCUUGUCGGGCCAUCAAAGUUUCAUAUAUUCGUUAUGUGUGUUGCCCGAUGGAGAUCUUGUGAGUUGUGGAGAGGAUAGAAGUGUGAGGUUUUGGAGAAACGGACGAUGUAUUCAGGCCAUAACUCUUCCCUGCAUGUCCGUAUGGAAAGUUGUGGCAUUUCCUAACGGGGACAUUGCCGUUGGAUCAAGUGAUUCGCUAAUCAGGGUGUUUACCAAAGAUUCCAGUCGAGUUGCACCUGAGCCAGAGCUCAGAGAGUUCUCUGAGAGCGUCAAAAACUCUUCCGUUGGAGAGAAUCUCUAUGGAACAAUCGAUAAAGAGCGCUUACCGGGUGAGGGGGCACUUUCUUAUACAGGAACUACAGAGGGAGAGACAAAGAUGAUACUAAGUGCAAUUUCUACGAUAGAAAUAUACCAGUGGACCAAUAAAAAGUGGAUUAAAAUUGGUCAAGUGGAAAGAAGUGCUUCUUCAGACAAGAAAAAGAGUUAUCAAGGUGGCCAGUAUGAUUAUGUGUUUGACGUAGACGUUGAAGAUGGGAAGCCAUCUCUAAAGCUCCCAUUUAAUGUUACAGAAAAUCCGUACGAAGCAGCGGAUAGGUUUUUAGCUGAUAACGAUCUUCCAUACAGUUAUUUGCAGCAGGUUGUGAACUUUAUUCUGCAGAAUGCUCAAGGGAUGAACGUAGAGCAGACUGUUCAGAAUACUGUUCAGAACACCACUCAGGAUGUGAAUGGCAAGCGUUCUCGCAUGGACAAACCACCCUCUAUAAAUGGUAUCCUUCCGCAGAGCUCGUAUUUAUCAUUCAGUAAGUUUGACGUAGCAAUGAUGACUGCUGGUUUUCGUAAAUUGAACUCGCAGCAGCCACAGAGCUGUCAAUUGGAAUCUAACCAGGUUGAGACGCUGAUAAGUUGUGAAGAUUACGAGGGAUUGGCUCAGUUGGCUUCAAAGAUUAUCAACACAUGGCAGAAUGGCAGCGAGCUGAUUGGUUUUGAUAUAUUGAGGGCUAUUGUGACGAAGAUCAAGCCGUUUGAGUCACUGUUUGUUCUUAUUAGAAAAGGGCUGUCCAGUGACAAUUUAAAGGUGCAAAUGAUGGCUCUCCGAGUGUUGGUUAAUGUAUUUUCUGCUUCUCAAUGGGGCGAGGUAACAUUCAUGGAGACGGAAGUGUUUGAUGUGAUAUUUACACAACACUUGACAGACCUGCUCAAACAAGAAAGUGAGGGAAAGAACGGUAAAAAGAGGCUUUUGUCAAUUACCGUGGCCACUCUUCUUCUCAACUAUACUGUUUUGAUCAAUAAGUUCCAUUCGCAAGAUUUGUACGCCAAAAGUGUCGAAGCCUGUGACGAAUAUUUGCCAUUACUACUAUCGGACGAAGAAUCUUCCUACAGAUUUGUUGUGGGAAUAGGUACACUCUAUUGUAUGGAAAAGAAAGAGUCUCUCAAAGAGUUGGCAGACUCGAUCUUUGGAGUGUAUGCAGCAGCAGAAAGGUUUGCAAAGAUUAAAGAGAGUAUUAUAUAA